CGAAGAGCUAAGACGGGCGGAUUUCUAAGCGUCCCGUCAUCUCUCAACACAUCCGCCUGUCAUUCAUUCCCCUCCAAGUCAUCGGGCUUAACACCCUGCAGCCUGUGGUCCCCUAAUUACUGCGAACUAGUAUUUUACCUCGCAUCUUCCAUCGUCUCUCUUCAUCCCACCACUGACAGUCCAUUGUUAUAACUACUUGUCACAUCGCAUCGCAUCACAUCGACACCCCUCCGACCUUUGCUGUCUCAUCACCCAUAAACGCCUUUCGCCGUGGCUACCCUAAUCCGUUCGUCCACGACCAAGCUUUCACGCUUCUUACCUCGCGGUACUGUGUCAAUCUCAGUAGCGACCACAACCACCCCGCUUCGAAGAAGUCCAGCAGUUACAACAAACCGCAUCACCAACAACCACACGCGGCUCUUUAGCAGCUCGAGUCCAGCACAUUUUUCACACACAGCAAACAAGAUGGGCGUCCACAAUCUCGCAGACAAGGCCUCCUUCCAGACUUCGGUCCUCUCCGCCCCGGCCGACCGCCUGGUCGUGCUCGACUGCUUCGCGACCUGGUGCGGUCCUUGCAAGGUGAUUGCGCCGGAGCUGGUCAAAUUCAGCGAGUCGGACGAGUUCAAGGACAAGGUCGACUUCUACAAGAUCGACGUCGAUGAGGUGCCCGACGUCGCUCAGGAGUUGGGUGUCCGCGCCAUGCCGACUUUUAUGCUCUUCAAGAAUGGCCAGAAGGUUGGCGAGGUUGUCGGUGCCAACAAGAGAGCUCUUGAGCAGGCUAUCCGUUCCAACUUGUAAAUGAUGACGGGUACUCUCUCGCCGGUGUCUCUCUUUGUUCUAUUUAACGAUACAGAGGGCCAGGAGUGCGGACUGGAUGACAAGCCGGGGAACCACACUCGUCACUCUGAAUCAGCAGACCCGGUUAGGAUUCCUAACACUGGGCAACCUCUUUCUUUAGCCUGGAGCACCCUAAUCACCCACCCUGUGUUCCAGCAUGAGAAAGGUGCGACACGGAUAAUUGACAACCAUGAUCAAAGACCUAGACGCUCGCAUGCGUUCUGAUCGUCUGCAUUGGAUGGGAUGAAUGUAACGCGGGCAGAUAGCCAAAUACAAGAUGCGAAUGUCAAACAUCAGCGAGAACUCCUUUGAUUAUUGUCUAGCCCUUACAGCGUCAUUCCACCAUUGUGCCGGGCAUUAAGAUCGCUCUGCCUUUCCCUCUCUCACUCUGCAAAUGGGGCACUAUUCUUCUGUCCUCACUCAAUGGUAAUCUCUUUUGCCUCGGAAAUCCAUAGACAUUCCCGUCAAAUCCGACGUACUGUAGCCAGCCCUGGUCUUGUCUUGCCUUUGCCCUGGGGUGCCACAGUACAAGUUCCUUACGCAGAAUGUUUCGUACGGACAGUUUGAUAAGGUGCUCUUGUCUUUCCCUUCCGCUGCAGGCUGAUGCUUUGGUGGAAAACCCCAUUUCCCACUGGCAGUCCCAGGUCAAGUUUCGCGUCUCCUCGCUACACUAGCAAGUUCGUGGCCUGCUGGCGAUAUGGCUUCUAUAGCGAAAAAGACGACCAAGACUACGGUAGACAAUAAGAAGACAAUAUUCAAGUUG
Exophiala dermatitidis NIH/UT8656 is the source of this 1600-nucleotide messenger RNA. RefSeq names its product thioredoxin 1. The record is from RefSeq and is a predicted model, not a curated record. The transcript has 2 exons. Bases 466 to 798 code for a protein of 110 amino acids. Gene Ontology annotation, molecular function: protein-disulfide reductase activity. Lineage: Eukaryota; Fungi; Ascomycota; Eurotiomycetes; Chaetothyriales; Herpotrichiellaceae.